AUGCCUAUCCGUCACACUAGUCGAUUUCUUCCAACCCAUCCGCAGUAUGAGACACGCAUGGCAGUCAUGCAGCCUGAGCAUUGUGCAAGGGUCCCUAACUUUGUAGGUGGCAGUCUUCCAAGGAAAGACAAAGGAAACAGGGAAGAGUAUUGUCUUGUUAUGCUUAUGUUGUUCAAGCCAUGGAGGACAGGUACAGACCUGAAGCAAUCUGGGCAAUCUUGGGAUGAUGCAUUUGCUGCACACCAGUUCACUUCCCGUCAGAUGGAUCUCAUGAGAGGAACAGGCACCCUCCAGUGA
Molecule: messenger RNA, 297 nt
Organism: Rhodofomes roseus
Lineage: Eukaryota; Fungi; Basidiomycota; Agaricomycetes; Polyporales; Fomitopsidaceae
Exons: 1
Coding region: 1-297 (98 amino acids)
Source: RefSeq, a predicted model, not a curated record